AGAGCACGUCCCCGCCGCCACUCUGCCGGUUUGAACUUGGCGGGCCCGAUGUGGGCGGCCGGGCUGUUGGGGGCUGCUUCGCCGGCUUCCUCGGCCGGCUGCAGGUCCAGGUCUCGGCCUUCCUCCGGCCCCUUCUCCGACCUCAUGGCGGGCGCCCCGGGGCAGGGGCCGGAGACGGUGACAGUCUGCUCGCCGUCGCCGCCGCUGAGCUGCAGCAAUUCCACCAUGUCACUGUUGUCUCCCCUUGGCCACCAGAGCUUCCCGUUUGACUACGACGAUGGCGACGGGGAGGAUGAGGAGGACGUGGAGGAAGAUGCUCAGGAUUUAGAAGCUAAGGUGGCGAACCUGAGAGGAGUGGAGUUACAGGGGUGCGUCAGCAGUGUGGUUGGGUCAGAAGAUAACCAAGAACAGAAACAGGUGUGCCUACCCGAAAGCCGCCUGACACCAUGGGAAGUGUGGUUUGUUGGCAAAGAAAAAGAAGAACGUGACCGUCUGCAACAGAAGGCUCUGGAGGAAUUAAAUCAACAGCUAGAAAAAAGAAAAGAAAUGGAAGAGCGUGAAAAAAGAAAGGCAAUUGCUGAAGAAAAGCACAAGGAAUGGGUUCAGAAGAAGAAUGAACAGCUUGUCAUUUUUGUGUCCUGUUUAAGAAACAUUUGCCUAACACCAAGGGGGUAAAAAUGUCCUCCAUUGUUUUCUUCGGGAAGUUGUAUAACUUUAGCUUUUAUCUAUAUUUUAAGUUACUUUUAAUGUGUGGUAAGAAUUAAGCAUCAGGGAUUUUUUUUUCUUUUUUUUUUUUUUUUUUUUUGCAUAUGGAUGCUAAAUUGCUCUAACACUAUUCGUUGAAAAGAUAAUCUUUUCCCUAUUUAAUUACCUUGGCACUUUUGUUUAAGAUCAAUUAACCGUCUAAGCAUAGGUCUAUUUCUGGACUCUAUUCUCUCCCAUUGAUCGAAUCCUGUGCCAUUACCACCCAAGCCUAUUACUGAAGCUCUAUAAUUCUUGAGUUUAUAAUUCUUUUAAUCAGAGAGUGUAAAUCCUCCAUUUUUUCUUCUACAAAAUUGUUUUAGUUACUCUGCAUCUUUCCAUAUACAAUUUAGAAUUUCUCUGAUCAUGUUUGCUUUAAUAAGGCCUGCCACAGUUGGGAUUACGUUAAAAAUAUAGAUCAUUUUGGAGGAAAUUGACAUCUUAGUAAUAUCAAAUUUUAAAUCUGUAAACAUGAUUUUUCUUUCUAUUUACGUCAUCUUUAAUUUCUGUCAGUGACUUUUUUUUUUUAGUUUUCAAGGUACAGUGGUAUUACACGUUUUGUUAAAUGUAUCCCUAAGAAUUUCAUGGUUUUGGUGAUGAGAACAGUUAUUUUGCUUAUUCCUGAUAGUAUGUUAAUGACUUCCAUGUCUGGUUUUGAUAUCAGAGUACUACUGGGCUCUUAAAAUGAGUUUGAAUAUUUAUACUUUUUUUUUCUGUUUUCCAAAAUAAUUCACGUGGUGAUUGGUAUUAUUUCUUCCUAAAUGUGUGAUGGAAUCCGGCAGUGAAGCUAUUCAAGGCUGGAGUUUUCUUUGUGGGAAAGUUUUAAAUUCCGAAUUGUUUUUACAGAUAGAAGGUUAUUCAGAUCCUUUCUUUUCUUUUUGAAUCAGUUUUGGAAAAUGGAAUAUUUUAAGGAAUUUGACAUUUCAUUUAAGUGGAAUUAAUUGACAUAAAAUUGUUUUUAACAUUCAUUCAUCUCUGUGUCUGUAUGAUCUGUGAUCUGCCACUUAUCUGUGUGACCUUAGGCACAUGGCUUAACCUCUUUGUGCCUUCAUUUCCCAUUUGUAAGGUAAGAUCAUAAUAGUGCUCACCUCAUAUUGUGGUCAUAAGAAUUGACAUAGUACAAACGUAGAAAGUAUAUAGAAAAGUAACAGGAAGAGUCAGCACUCAGUAAAUGUUAGCUGUUAUAAUUGAAGACAAUGUAGGGACUGGGUGACUCCUCGUUGAUGAGUUGUGGAAAAGUCUCAUGCAUCAGUGAGCCAGAUAUGCUACAAGAUCCUUUUCAAUCUCAUAGCUUUUCUGACAGUAGAGUAGUUAAAAUCCAGUAUUGCAGGAAAGGAUUCCUUUUUGGAGCUAUCAUCUGGCCAGCAAGACAGAAGUACACUUAGCAACUUGGGGAAUGACUCAGGCUUUGAUUUUUAAGACUUGCUUUUCCUGCAUAGGACUGGACAUAUAUUGUAUGUAACUGAUGUUUGUUACUUGGGUGUUAAUUGAAUUGCUUAUAUUAAAGUAUUCUACAAGAUGCUUUCAGUGGAAGAAUGUUGUUUCUUAGCCCAUAUUUCUUUGCUCCGUGAAGGGUGAAGCAUCUGGCAUCUGUAUUGCAUAUACUUAUGCCUUGCAUGUUGUUUUCUACACCUUUGAUAAAGAGAGCUAGCCAUGUCAUUGGCUUAUUUAGAAUGUGACUGUGUUGGUAAAUUGUAUUCUGAAUGAAAAAGAAAAAAACAUUGAGUUAUAGUCCAGUUUUUUUCUGUAAAGAGCCAGAUAAAUAGUUUAGGCUUUGCAGGCCAUACACUCUGUUGUAGCCAUUCAACUUUGCUGUUGUGGUACAAAAGUAGCCAUAGACAACAAAUAUAUAAAUAAAUUCGUAUGGCUCCAUUUCAAUAAGACUUUAUUUACAAAUAUAGGUGGCUAGUGGACCAUAUUUGGCUUGGGGACCAUUGUUGGCCAACGUCUGAUCUGUGUAAGACUUACAAGAAUUGUAUAGCUAGAGAUUGUCUGUAUGUACCCUUAUAGCAGUAUCUAAUGGUCCAAAAUGUUAUUUUUUUGUUUUCUGUAACUCACUGAUGGAGAAGAUUUUAUCUAAGUGUUCAUAUUGGCAAACUGUCCAAGAAAUGUAGGUAUAUCGCUCCUAUUUUAGAGUGAAGGUCAACAUUUAUUAAAACAUACAAAAUUCAGGAUAGUCUAACAGGUUGUAAUUUCAGUUCACUAUCAAUAUAUCUGUAUUGAAUACCUACUGUUUACUUAGUACUGUCACAGGCUCUGAGUUUACUUUCAUGAGCAAGGUCUUUGUUACUGUUAUCAUGAAACUUACAGCCCAGUUGGUAGACUAAAAUUGAGCAGGUAUGUUACAUAUUUUCAAUAAGCCACAUUGUGUCGGUCGCUAUGUUUCCACCUAUUUUAAGAAAUAACUGAAGUUUAAAAGAUUACUUCUUAUAACACUCAUUGCUUGUAUGAGCAUAAUUAUAAAUAUUCCAAUUAAAACUCCUUCAUUUUUAUUUAA
Molecule: messenger RNA, 3238 nt
Organism: Herpailurus yagouaroundi (jaguarundi)
Lineage: Eukaryota; Metazoa; Chordata; Mammalia; Carnivora; Felidae
Gene: CCDC34
Product: coiled-coil domain containing 34
Exons: 4
Coding region: 49-675 (208 amino acids)
Source: RefSeq, a predicted model, not a curated record